CAUCACCAUUUCCGGCAGUGUUCAUCGGGACUGCAAGGUGCGAGUUCCCUGAAGAAUACUUGGAAGCCAACUUGAUAUAGACUUUUAGAGAAAAUAGGAAAUGUUGGGUGGUGAGGCUUGUUUUAAUGAACUGGAUCCUUCCAGGAACCCAGUUCUAUUUUUGGAUGAAGACUAUACACUUAAGCUACAGAGUGAAACCCUACACAAUGAAACAUUAUUUGAGAUAUUAGACACAGCUAGUAAUAAUGGAGGAGGAGGAGGAAUUGAAGCAACAGAUGUGAGUAGUUUGUUGGCCCAGUUUGAAGAGGCAGCUGAUACAGCAAAAGAUAUACAAAAACUCUUUGAUGUGAAGACAGAAACUCCAGCUCCAGAGAUUCCAGAUCCAGCCAGUAUAAAGCUGUCUGAUGAUGUCAUUAGAAAAAUCCGAGCCCUCAAGGAGAAGAAGAAAUCAACAAUCAUGUUACCAAUGGGCAUGCCAUCAAAACGUGGAAGGGGUAGUGCUAUAGCCAUGCAUUCAAGUUCUGCAUCACAGAAACUUCAAAAAAUAAUGGCAUCUAAUUUAAAUGAGAAUUCAAUUAUAAAGUUAGACACAUACGUCCCAAGAAAAUCUUCAAUAUCAAAUGUGGAAAAAUCUAACGACGUUUGUGCUAAUUAUUAUACACCUAUACCAGAACAUGAUUACUGUCAGAAUGUACCGAAACCUGUGACGGAAACAAAUGUGUCUAUAGAUUAUAAUGAAGAGGAUAUUCUGGACCUUCAAGAUACUGAAACGUGGAGUGAUAAGGAAAACAAUGAGAAUGAUUCAGGUAUUAAUGAAUCUUUUGUUUCAAAUUCUAGUGCUAAGAAACAACUAAAUAACAAGAGGAACUACAGGAAAAGAGAUCGGGAAGAAAGUCCGGAGGUUGAGUUAGGAAAUUAUUUUGAUAAAAUUCCAUCCUAUUACACUGCCUUGUCAAGAAAACACAAUCAAAAGAAAGCAAAAACUUCGGCUUCAGAUAAACCGUUGGGUAAUUCAUCAUUUGAGGAUUCUUUACAAUCCAACCCUACACCUGACAGUGAUUCUUCAGCAUACAGUAAACUACCUGCAUAUUAUAGUUGUUUUACAAACAGUACAAAAUAUGAUAACUCAAAAGGCUUUGACAGUUCUCAGGAUAGUAGAAGUAGUGGUUAUUCUAGCAUACCAUCAUCAUAUAGGUCAAGGUCACCAUCUCCAUCCUAUGAAAGAUCACCUUCAAGGUCAAGAUCAAGAGCUCGUUACAACAGUGUUAGUCGUGGAAGGAGGAGAACAAGAGUAGAUAGACGUUCUUCAUACUCCAGUGCUGAUUCCAGGUCAAGUUCUAGAUCAUCAAAGUGUUCAAUGUGUUCAAGGUCAAGGUCAGUUUCAAGGACAAGAUGUCUUUCAAGAGAUUCUUAUUCAAGUGAUUCUUCUUACUCAAGGUCAAGAUCAAGGUCGCCAAAUUACAGACGGACCAGUCGAAGCAGAUCACGUGAAAGGCGACGACAAAAACGAGAAAAGGAAAGGGAAGAAAGAAAGCAACAGCAAAUUGAAGAGAGGCGAAUUAUCUAUGUGGGAAAAGUUCCAAAUGAUUACACAAGAAAGAAACUUCACACACGGUUCCAAAGAUUUGGAGAAAUAGAGGAAGUUAGUCUACAUUUCAGAGAACAUGGAGAUAACUAUGGAUUUGUGACUUUUCUCUACACCUGUGAUGCUUAUGCUGCUAUAGAAAAGGGCAAUACUAUACCUGGUGAAGAACGUUUUGAUCUUUGUUUUGGUGGCAGACGACAGUUUUGUGAAACAGAAUAUGCUGACCUAGAUGGGAAUGCAGAAAUGGAGGAGGAAUUCAAUCCAUACCCUACAACUUCUGAUCCUUUUGAUUUUGAUGCCUUGUUAAAACAAGCCAAGAAUAAAAUGGGGAAGAGAUAAUAUUGGACAAGCAAUAAUAAAACAAUCCUACAGUCUUUCAAAAGUAGUGGAAGUGUUUUGUUCCAUGGUAGUCAUCUAAUCAUACAUCUGUAAUACUGUAAAGUCACAAAUUUUCCCAAGGAAUUUAUCUUUUGCUAAUUUUGUGACGAGAUUAAAUUGUGAAAAUAUGCCUCACUUCUAUUUCAUUUUUUAUAAGAUCAGAAUCGGUGGCAAGAACAAAGCCAAAAUCUUAGAAAUCUUGAAAAAUGUUAACAGCACAAAGAACACUUUACAGUUGUCAACAUAUACAUAUCUACAGUCGUCCUAAACAUGCACAAGAAUAUUUCCUACUGGACGUUAAACAAACAUAUAUCAAUCAUUAUAUAUGGUAGUCUUAUUACAACAUCAUUUCCAUUGUGAUUAAGGAUACAUUUACAUAUGAAGUAUCAUCAACUUCUCGGGUUGUUUUCAUAAUGUGGUAGAGCAUUUGUUUGUUGUUUUUUUGUAGUGAUUUUGAAUAUGAAUGAAUUGUAAUAAUCUGUAUAAAUGACAAUGUUCAACUUGACAUAGAAAAGAUUUAUUUGGGGCAUUUGUUGACAAUUUUUGCAUUUUAUUGAGGGUUGUCAUGGUUAUUGUGUUUAUAUAAAUUGUACAAUUUGCUUUGGUGAUUAAGGCAUGAGCGUAUUUCAUAAUAGUUAUUAUACUAAAUUCUACUUUAAAAAGAUUAGAUUAAGGAUUUUUUUUUUUUAAGAGAAAAUUUAUUAUUAAAAGAAUUUAUAAAUAAGAAAAUAUAUUUUAGUUUAAUUAACAUGAUUAAGUUGUUAGAUAAUCAUAUAUAAACUAUAUCAAAACCUUCAUUUGUUUUUGGUUUAAUUAUCUUUAGUGCUACUUUUUUGUGUUUAUUCUUUAACCAAUUUAUGUCCAUUACCAUUUACUGUGCAUUCACAUUAACCUUAAUUUUCUAUUAUGUUAUCUGGAGGCAAUGUUGAUUGAUAUUUACAAAAAAAUAACUCAAUUAACUGGACUAUGAAAUGUGUAUGGAUAACAUAUGCUAACUGUAGGAAAGAGUAGAAUGUCUCAAAAUGAAAAGAAAAGAAAGACUGAGUGAAUAGUACAAAUGUUUGUUAUCUCUCGUGCAGAAUACUGUUUUUUUUUUUAAUUACAGAAAGUAUUUUUUAUUUAAUAGAUAUCCAAAAAACUUACCAAGUUUAUAGUGCUACCUAUUUUAUUCGUAUUUACCUAUAUUUUAUAGGGUUGCAACCUAUCAUAAACAUGCAGAAUGGGCAAAACCUUUUUUUGUUGUAUUUGAAAAAGAAUUUUGUUAAUGUGUUGUGGGAUUUUUUAUGCUAUAUAUACCUGUCACUUGAUUUAUAUAUAAUUACAUUGAUGAUAUAUAAUUACAUUGAUGUUUCAUAAGGAUUCCUAUAUUUUGAUAUGUAGACAACAAUCACAGGGUGUUUUAAAGUGAUGUUUUAUUUUCUUAUAAAUCGCAACAUCCAUGACUGCAUGCACUCUACAUGACAAGGUUACGCAUAGGAACUUAUAAAACUAAAGAAAGAAGUUAGAUUUAAUUGGUGAUUUUCUGGUUUAAGCAUUAACUAGUAUAUAUAAGAAUUGAAUGCGUCUUUUUGUCGUUUAGAGGGUUAUAAAGGUAUUGAUUGUUCACAAAUUUUCAGUAGAUAGCAUGGACACAAAAUAGACUUCAGUCAACACUUUAAUAUCCCUUUAAAACUACAAAAAGCAUUGAGUUAAUAUUUGAUUAUCUUUGGAUGUAAUUUAUUAUAUGUGAAUAGAUGUUUAGGUUGGCAUACUGUAGAUAGGGAAAUUUUUAACCUUUCACAUAUCUACAAUAAGGUUUUUUUUUUUUUUUAAGUAGUGCUUAUAUGUUUAGGGAAUGUGACAAAAAUGGGUUUCCAUUAAUUUUGGGAAUUACAAGAUAUCUUUCCUGGUUGUAAUCCUGAAUUAUACCUUCAUAUAACUUAGUCAUAGAUAGGGAAUAAACCUUCACAUCCCCAUAGGAACAGUUUUGGAAUUUUCCCUUGCCUGUCUUGUAAAUUUUCCAGAACUGGAUAAAAAAGAAAGUAGAAUAAUGAAGCCCUGAAUUUGAAGCCUAUAUAAUGUUAUAUCUGUAACCUGAAUCACAAUAGACUAAUCAGAAUCAUGGUAUAUUUGUGUAAAACUGUCAGGGAAACACGGAGUACAUGAUGUGUGUAUUUAUAGAGGAACAUUUGUGAUGGAAACACUGAGUACAUGAUAUGUGUAUUUAUAGAGGAACAAUUGUCGGUAUGAUUGACUCAUUGAUUUGUACAUCUUGAUAUAUUUCUAUGUAACAUUAUUUUGUAAAACCAUUUUGACUCGAAUUGUUUUGAUCCUUUGACUGUUUGGUUUAUUGCGACAUUUGAAUGGACUGUUAUGAAUGAAGUGACUGAUGUGAUUGUUUUAUAUGAAAUAUCUCAAAUUAAAUUACAAAAAUUUUCAA
This is a messenger RNA of Mytilus californianus (California mussel), 4382 nucleotides long. RefSeq names its product peroxisome proliferator-activated receptor gamma coactivator 1-alpha-like. Gene Ontology annotation, biological process: positive regulation of transcription by RNA polymerase II. The transcript is spliced from 11 exons. Gene Ontology annotation, molecular function: transcription factor binding; RNA binding. The record is from RefSeq and is a predicted model, not a curated record. Gene Ontology annotation, cellular component: nucleus. Lineage: Eukaryota; Metazoa; Mollusca; Bivalvia; Mytilida; Mytilidae. The coding region runs from base 101 to 1924 and encodes 607 amino acids.